CUCCCCGGCGCGCCCCCCGGGGCUCUUCCCAGACGGAAACCUCUGCCCCGCCCCCUCCUGUUCUCCCCGGAGAAGGGAGCCGCGCUGGAGAAAGGGGCUCCGCCAGCCUGGGCCAGCGCUGGGCCUGCUGCUCUGGGGACCGCCGCGCAGUCCCUCCCCGUCUGGGUCUCGGUUUUCUCAGCUGUAAAUGACUCUUCUUUAAGCCUUCUAAAGCCUGUUCCCAUGAGAGAGUUCACUGGACCCCUCAGCGAUCCCCAUAGAGAUGAUUCUUCCCACAUUGUCCAUAGUGGCAAGCAAAUGCCCCCAAAAGCCCCGGAAUGUUCUCUGGCGGGGCUGGCCGAGAAGCCCCUCCCCCCUUCCUUCCUUAGGCUUUCCUCCUUAAGGGGACCCCCGUAUCGGGCAGACCCUGAGAACUGGCCUUCGCUACCUGGGCCCGUUGCCUCUUCUUGAGCUCUGCCGACGUCUGCCCCCAGCUGUCCCUCCAGGGACAGCCACGCUUCCGGGGUCUUCCUCUAGUCCAGGUGCCCCUGAGGUACUGGGGGCUGGCUCCGGCUGGCACAGGCUGUCUGCCGGCGUUGCUCUGGACCCGUCUCCUGGCCCACGGGCCGUUCUGGAAAGGAGCGGCUGCCCCGCGUCCCGUCUGGGGGCCCUCCUCUUGGCACACGGGGUCCCUCCUUUGGUUCUCCCUCCUUGGGCCCCUCCCAUGGGUGAGGCCUCUAGCCAGGAGACUCCAUGCUGCUGCUGCCGCCGCUGCCAUCGAGUUCCUUCUUUUUUCUAUGUUCAUUUAUACCUUCGAGAAACUUGACUAGGUCAAGGUGCAAAGAGUAAUGAAAAAGAGACAGUAUCUGAAAGCACGAAAGUCUUACUCUGUGGGGUCUUUUUUUUGCUUUGCACUGUGUAAUUAAUUAUAGCGGUAACACCACCCCUCGUGGCCACACCUGCCUCCUCUCUACCUUCUUAGAGAGAUUCACUGAGUCGCUCUUCUCGCCUUUCCUCUGUUUUCCGUUACCCCCGGUCCCCCCCAACCUUGUCCCCAGUGGUGAAAAAGAAGCUUUCGGUUUAAGAGACAAGAUCCAUACGAGCUCAUUCUGCGUCGGUCUCACCCUGUAGCUCAUCACCGUCCGCUCUCUUGGCUCCCGUUAGGCUCCUGGUGCCCCGGCCCUUGUUCUUCUGACCCUCGCAGCUGGGAUGCCCGGGAGAAACCCCCUGCCCGGCUUCCGUGGCUCCUUGAAAGCAUGUUCCCGAGGGGGUCGUUGUCACUUUCUUCAUCACCGACUUUUCCUGAAACGACCUCACUCUGCGCAGUAUCUGACUGGGACGUCGGCCCCUUCAGGGCUGGCCGGGCCCGGGAGGACCCAGUCUGACAGGCUGCCCUGCCCCCCCUUCCCUGCCCCUUUGACCACCCUCCUCGAGGGCAGGACUGGGGGGCUCUGGGAGCUCAGCCAGCCUUCCGCCUCCGUGUCAGAGGGGAGGGAGCUGUGCCUGUGGGUCAGGCCACAUCCUUCCGUCCCUUAAAUCACCCCGGGACUCAGGUUUCUCAUCUGUAAAACAAAGUGAGGAAGUAAAGGAGGUGUGCAAAGGCUGGAACGGUGGCAAGGAGCCAGAUUAUACAAGGCUUUGAAUGCCAGGAAGAGGAUUUCCUGUUUGCUCUUGGAUGUGAUAAGGAGACACUAGAAUUCAUCGAGUUAGGGGUGAGGUGGGAAUGACGUAGUAAGAUCUGUGAUUGAGGGAGACCAGUGUGAAAGCGGAGCGGAGUCCGGAAGGGACGGGCCUUGGUCCCAUGUUGGCAGUAGAGGGCCGAGAGGGAGGGAGAUGACGGCUGCUGGGAGCCUGGGUCUUGGACCAUCCUGGACAUGGCAUGGGCGUGGAGGGCAGAGUUUGGGGCUUGGGGAGUCGGGACGCCCAAGGGCUCCUGUUGGAGAUACUUGCAAGUGAAGUCAGGGAGGCGGUCCGGCCGGAAACGGGGGGUCUGAGCGGAUCUGUCUAGGGGAGACAGUGGCGUCCCCGGGAGCCGAUGAGAUGGCCGAGUGAAGUAGUCCAGAGGGAGACCAGCCGUGGUCAGCGGGUGAAAACCUGGCUGGAUCCCCAGCUCUGACAGGCAGGAGAACUACGAGCGAGAAGGGCCUGAGAACCUGGGGAGAGAGUGACCCAAAGGUCCCAGGCCGCAGGGAGGCCGAGGAGGAGGAGGACUGGAUACGGGCCGUUGGCUUUGCCAGCUGAGACACCACUGGGAAUUUGCCUGCCCUUCCCGGGAACGUGCCCUCCUCGGGGCAGGAGCAUGGAGGGAGAAGCGCCUUCUGGGCUGCGGACGGCCACCUUUCAGCGUCCGAUGACAUUCAGAGACGUGGCCGUGGACUUCUCGUCGGAGGAGUGGAGCCGACUGACCUCUGCUCAGAGGGAGCUGUACAGAGAGGUGACGCUGGAGACCUACGAGAACCUGGUGUCUGUGGGGCUUUCCAUUCCCAAACCAGACGUCAUUUCCCAGUUGGAGAAAGAAGUGCCGUGGAUACCUGAGGGAGAAUUCCCAAAUGGCCCUUCCCCAGAUUCCUUUAAUCAGGAGACUAGCUAUGAAAACAAGAUGACAAUUCUGACUGAGGACAUUUGCCUGGAAGCAUUGGCCAAGGAGAGAGGGCCACAGGACAAUCCCUGGUAUCUCAACAUAAGAGACUCUGAGGGAUGUGAGGUCAACUUUGAGAGCCAGAAGGGUCCCUACAAGGGAGAGUCCCAGGAGUUAACAGCCACUCACAGAGGAACAUUUUGUAAGGCAAAUGUCCUUGACUGUAAUUCCUUUGUGAGACAUUUUAGUCUGGGGCUCAAUUUUUUUCCACAAUGGAGAGCUGCUAUUGGAAAAAGUCUUCAUAAAUAUAAUACUCUUGGAAAGAAUUUCAGACAGUUUUCUGACAGAAUUCAGCGUAAUGCAGUUACCUCAGGGAAGAAACUUGAUACGCAUAAUUCAGACAGGAAAACUUCCAGUUACCAUUCAGACCUCAUCAAAUGUCAUAGAGUGUGUGCUAGUGAAAACCUGUAUGAAUAUGACAACUGUGGAAAAGCCUUUGAUAAAAGAGCAAAUGUUACUGAACUUCAGACUAGAGAGAAACUCUUUGAAUGUGAUGAAUGUGGGAAAGGCUUCAGAAGAAAGCACUACCUUAAAAGCCAUCAGAGAACUCACACUGGAAUGAAACCCUUUGAGUGUAAUGAAUGUGGGAAAGCCUUUAAUGACAGUCGGAACCUAAUUAGACAUCAGAAAAUUCAUACUGGAGUGAAACCCUUUGAAUGUAAUGAAUGUGGGAAAGCCUUCAAUGAGAGGCAAUCCCUUAUUAGACAUGAGAGAACACAUUCAGGAGUGAAACCCUUUAAAUGUAACGAGUGUGAAAAAGUCUUCGGCUGGAGGGAAAAUCUAGUUAGCCAUCAAGGAACGCAUACUGGGAUCAAACCCUUUGAAUGUAACGAAUGUGGGAAAGGUUUCAGACGGAAGCAUUACCUUAAAAGCCAUCAGAGAACUCACAUUGGAGUAAAGCCUUUUGAAUGUAGUGAAUGUGGAAAAGCCUUCAAUGAUAGUCGCAACCUUAUUAGACAUCAGAAAAUUCAUACUGGAGUGAAGCCAUAUGAAUGCAAUGUGUGUGGGAAAGCCUUCAAUGAGAGGCAGACCCUGAUUAGACAUGAGAGAACUCAUACUGGUGUGAAACCUUUUGAAUGUAAUGAAUGUGAAAAGGCUUUUAUGCGGAAGGAUUGUCUUAAAAGCCAUCAGAGAACUCAUACUGGAGUGAAACCCUUUGAAUGUAAUGAAUGUGGGAAAGCCUUCAGUCAAAAGGGACACUUUAUUAUCCAUCAGAGAACUCACACUGGAGUAAAACCCUUUAAAUGUAGUGAAUGUGGCAAAGCCUUCAAUGACAGGCAGUCCCUUAUCAGACAUCAGAGAACCCAUACUGGAGUGAAACCCUUCAAGUGCAAUGACUGUGGGAAAGCCUUUAAUGACAGGCAGAAUCUCAUUAGACAUCUGAGGACUCACACUGGAGUGAAACCUUUUGAAUGUAAUGAAUGUGGAAGAGCUUUCAAUGACAGGCAGAACCUUAUUAGACAUCAGAGAAUUCAUACUGGGGGGAAGCCCUUUGAAUGUAACGAAUGUGGGAAAGCCUUCAGUGCUAGUCAGAACCUUAUAAGACAUCAGAGAAUUCAUACUGUAGGGAAACCAUUUGAAUGCAAUGAAUGUGGCAAAACCUUCAGUCAGAAAGGACACCUUAUCAGUCAUCAGACAAUUCAUACUGGAGCAAGAGCCUUUGAAUGUAAUGAAUGUGGGAAGGCCUUUAGCCAGAGAGGAAGCCUCAAUAGACAUCAGAGAACUCAUACUGGAAUAUAGCCCUUUGAAUAGAAGGGAUCUGGAAAAGUCUCAGGCUUAAGGAAUACCUUAAAAGCCUUCAGCACUCACAUUGAAGUGAGAUCUGUUUAAUGUAGAGGUGUCGUCAACCACCUGGGAGGCCUUAUUAUUAGAAAAUCUUGUAGUGCAGUGAAACCCUGGCAUGCAAAUUGUGUAGGAAAUUGCCCUAAGACCAUUAUUGGACGUCAUCCAAUCCCUACUGCUGAAGUGAAUGUACUAAGAGUGAGGAAGCCAUCAGGGAGAGGUUGUAGUCAUAGGGAGUACGUGUGCCAGAGCAGAACAUGCAGAGGAUGGAAAAAAAAUCAGAUCCUGGAGAGUCCUCAUGGGCCAUCUAAGAAUGCAAACCGAGAGAAUGCCUUUUAAAAUCCAGUGAAUGGGGAAGCUUUCAAUAGAAAGUGUCGUGAACAGAAACUCAGGCUGCAGGAAAGCUCUUUAAUAUAACAGCUGAUAGAGAGCCCUGCUCAAAACCCAUUGAAUCAAUACAAAUAAGCACCUCCUCAAUGAAGCCUCAGAUGCUUAUUAGCUAUGUGACCCCGGGCAAAUCACUUAAGCCUGUUUGCCUUAAUAUUUCUGCCAAGAAAACCCAAAUGGGGUCAUGAAGAGUUGGACAUGACUGAAACAACUGAACAGCUAAUUGUCUUUGACUAGGGUUUUCAUCGGUUUUCCUUGGAUGACACGUUGGUGGAAGCACCUAUAUGAUGGGGCUCUAUGCAAAGUGUUACUAGUUCAAAAACUCAGAACUGAACCCCAGUGAACCCAAAUGGCAGAAGUUGGAACUGUGUAAUGCAGUCAAAGUGCUGGGACCUAAGUGCUAAGUGACAGCUACUGAAGGCAUUGUUCUCUUUCACUAUAAAAGCACUAAAUGAUACUGGGGAGAGGGGGGUUAAUACUUUGAUCGAGAGAACUCUAAAUUGAGGCAAGUAUCCUAAUAGCCCCAAAGAACAGCUGAUGUUGCUGAUGGAAAGCUGAGUUUUGUGCUCAGUGUCCUUAAAUGUGCAACCAGCUUUCAAAGCACCAUCAUAAGUCUUUGGAACUUUUGUGUAUAGACUUUUUUCUUUCUGAAAGGAGGUAGAAAAAAAAUGUAUUCAAAUAGUGACAGGUCAUCAUCCAGGUCACCAGGUUGUUCAACUGUUAUGGAAGCAUAAGCUAUACAUGUUGAAUGUUUUUCUAGAGAGCAAGCACUAUUGCCGGUAGGCAAACAAAGCACACUCGUUGGUGAGAAAGAUUAAUGAUAGAAAUUCAGCUAAAUGAGCUCCAAGAAGAGCCCAUCUGCCAUGCGGUGAUAGUCCCUUGGAAUAAAAUGAAUAUAAUGAUGAUGAUGGAACUUAGGAAGGACAAUAUGUAUUUGUAACUGCAUAUGGGUGGGAAAGGAAACUUCUUUCCAAGGGGAGAUGGAGGUGCUGAACGUAGUUUAAUUCCUUCUUGCCUUAUACUUGAACUAGAUGGAUUCUGUGAAUCAGAGAGGUAGGUAAUAUGGUGCUAGAUUAAAAGUAUGGAGACCCAGACUCUAAUCAUGUCACCAGUUAUCACAAGGGUGACCUUGUUGGGAUUUCCUUUCAUCAAAUGUAAAAAAAGGAGUGGGUGGUGGUCCAUGUUCUUACAUGUUCUCUUGAGGUCCCUUCCAGCGUUUGAGCUAUGUUCAUGUGAAAAUUCAGCCAGUAUCAAGCUAAGUGUAUUUUCUAGCAGUGAGAGAAGUGCUUCCACAUUUAACCAGAAGGCCCCCAUUGUGGGAAUGAAUGUAACCGUUGCUUUGUAUCAACAGGCAUUUAAGUGCCUACCACUUGCUACUCGAUUACUCACCGAGCUAGCAGUAUAGCUAGAUCCUGAUUAGUGCAAAUAGUGAAUCCCAUGUAGUCAUCACACGCCUCAGAUUCACACUAUUAAAAGAUAUGUAUCAAAUGUAUUAAUUGGUUCCAACCCAAUGGAAAUAUGCAAUGAAAAAAUUUUUAAUUAGUUUUGAUCUUUUUAUUAAUAUAAUAUAGCAAGGAAAAACAUUUUGGAUUCUUUUAUUAUAAAGUAGUAGGUUGUGGGAAAUAAAUUUUAAAUUUUACUAAGUAUACCUAAAGGCAAGCUUAUGCUCAGGAUAUGACAAAAUGUCAUUUUAAAAAUAUUUUGCUCACAUAGAUCUACCUUCUCUUUAACUUUUCAUACGUAUGCUUAUAAAUGCAAAGAGCUUUUUCCACAUCUCAUUUGGAGAAUGUGCAUGCUUGCUUUUUCACAUAAUGAACAACAAAUGGAGUUGAUAACUUGGGGCAUUAUCUGAAAAUCACUACUGUUUUAAAUGAAAUGGUGUGAUCCCGCAUAGGCCCGCCUAACUUCACAAACAGUCUUUGGAAACAGCUGUAGUCACCCAGGAUUUCUUAUUUCACUGGCAAUGAACUGGAAGCCUCUUGCAGCACAAGGAUUGGCUUUGAUUAUAAGUCCCUAUCUUCAUCACCGCUCAACAAAAGUGUUUGGUGAUCCUUAGAUACUUUUAAUCUUAAGGUUUUUUCCGUGUCUUGGAAAAAUACCCAUAUUCUUUUCCAGAGUAAGCCUGUUUCAUCCACAUUAAUAUGUUGUAGAUCAGUGCAAACGACACCUUCAAUGAUUUUCUUCAGAACACCAGAAUUUUUAGCUUCAGCAUCCUUGUCUGCACUGGCCACCACUCUAAUCAUUUAACACUGAGUUGAACUUAUUAAAAGAGCACUCCGAUUGGAACUUGCAGUAAAAAGUUUCUUUGGCCAAUUUCACUUUCUGUCACUGUCUCAAAAAGGCUUUGAUCUGAAAGGCUGCUCUGCUGAGGAUGUGCUUUUUAUUGUAGUCUUCAUACAGCCAGAAUGAAAUCCAUGUCUAUCCCUCCAGCAGUUAUGCAGUUAUCAAGAAUUUUUUAAAACCCAUAAAAUCUUGACCUUUUUAAUUUCAUUUACUAUUUUCUUUCAUUUCAUGUAUGUAUGCUUUAUUAUCUGCAUCUUAUUUAGACUUAACUAUGACUGUUCAUUGCUAUUCAGUUACAUCAAAUUUUUGUUCUGUAAGAACAAGCCUCUUCAUUGUGUGGUUACAUUGCUUCCAUCUGAAGUAUUCUCACUUUUGCCCAUUUUGUUAAAAGCUUUUUAAAAUAGAAAAUCAGUGCAACUGUUGGUAAUAUGAUUUGCAGCAGCACAUAUCCCCACACAACGUUAGGAAAAUGCAGACUGCCUGCUAAAAUUCCUUGACAAGCUCAUGUGUCGUGUGUGUUGAAUUUUGAUCCACUAAAUGCAGUUGGUAUUUUGCAAUUUGUAUCAUAAUCAAAUUUUACAUUAUUUGAGGUUGCUUCAAUCAUAACCUACCAAGCUGCUCAUCAGAAAAGUAAACAGAUGAAGAAAUAGUUCUUUGUGGGAUAUAAAUUUUAUCAGACAUAAUGAGCUCAUAGAAUUAAGUUUUACCAGUUGUCCAAAGAUAAUUGGUCAAAAGGGAAGGAAACGAUCUUUGCGCCAGAUUUCCUGAGUAAGAGUUUGGUAUCCAAGACAAGAGAAAUCUAUAAAACCAAAAGAGCCUUCCUUCAAAAAGUUGAUCAUAAUGCACUGACUGAUCCUCCUAAGAUAACAAAAGCAAAUCAAAAGAAUCCUGAAGUUUCCCUUGGGGCAGUUUGGUAGUACAACCCAUAUACUGUAUGGACCUCACAUAAUUUACUAGCUGUAUCACUCCAGAGAAAUCACACUGCUUCCAUUUUCUUAUCUGCAAAGUAAGAAUGGUAAUAGCACUUGCCUCCCAGUGUUUUGAAAAUAAAAUUAAGAAUAUUUGCAAACAAAUUUAACCAAACUCCAAUGCUUUAUAGAGCAACUGUUUGAUUUAAGACAGUAGUCACUAUUCUGUGGCAGGAACACAAAAGUCUCAGCUUCUAGGAGUCUCAUUGUAAGAAUUGGAUGGGAAUUUAAUUUCCACAAUUACAAAAAUUGAAUUGGACAAGAGAAAUGAAACAAAUUAGAAAAUUGAAAUUUAAGAUAUAGGAGGCUGGGACCUAGAACAAGAUGUAAUUGGAGAUGGGGGGGUUAGAUUUGAAAAAUUCUCUGGACUUUGCUCCCUUCCCUCCUUCCUCGAUUUGUCAUUUUCCAAGAAUGUAAGCUCUUUGAGGGCAAGGGCUGGCUUUCUUUUUGCAUUUGUGUUCCCAGGGUUGGUUUGACAACAUGCUUGGCUGGCUGGCUGGUUGGGAAUUGGGAGGGACUUGUUCUCAGGAUAAGAAAUAAAAAUGCCUUUGCAAUUUCAAAUAUGUGUUUACUGGCUAGGCACAUGCUCUUGCAAGAAUGUAAAAUAAAUGAAAUCCUUCCAGGAUUGAUCAGUGA
Messenger RNA from Antechinus flavipes (yellow-footed antechinus), 8673 nucleotides. Its product is annotated as zinc finger protein 260-like. Gene Ontology annotation, molecular function: DNA-binding transcription repressor activity, RNA polymerase II-specific. The transcript is spliced from 5 exons. The coding region runs from base 2279 to 4357 and encodes 692 amino acids. NCBI's taxonomy places the organism in Eukaryota, Metazoa, Chordata, Mammalia, Dasyuromorphia, Dasyuridae. Gene Ontology annotation, biological process: negative regulation of transcription by RNA polymerase II. The record is from RefSeq and is a predicted model, not a curated record.